This is a messenger RNA of Ricinus communis (castor bean), 1729 nucleotides long. Its product is annotated as arabinosyltransferase RRA3. Lineage: Eukaryota; Viridiplantae; Streptophyta; Magnoliopsida; Malpighiales; Euphorbiaceae. The record is from RefSeq and is a predicted model, not a curated record. The coding region runs from base 252 to 1544 and encodes 430 amino acids. Gene Ontology annotation, molecular function: glycosyltransferase activity. The transcript has 2 exons. Gene Ontology annotation, biological process: root hair cell development.
AGGAAAACUAGAAAAUAAGAAAAGAAAGAAAAGGCGACUACUCUGCACGAAGACUUUGGAUAUGUGGAAAAAGUUCACUCUAAUUUUCCGAGUAGGACUAUAUAUGAAGCGCACAGCAAGUAAUCGAAAUUGAAGAUCAAAUCAGAUCAAUUCGUUUGAUGCAACACCGUAAAGUUUCUAAUUUCACCAUUUACUCUCUCUCCCUCUCUCUCUCUCUCUCUCUGUGCAUAGACUGAGAUAGAGCAAAAGCUAUGGCAAGUCUGGGUCGUAAAGAAAAAGGCCAAACUCCUCGCGGAUCUCGAAUUGGUAUAGCCAUUUUGAUCGGAGUUAUUCUCGGUUGCGUUUUUGCUGUUUUUUAUCCUCAUGGGUUCUUUAGCUCCGAUCCCGCUGCCCCAAGUCGACGUUUUUCUACAUCCAGUUUUCAGAUUGGCUCGUCUUCAUGUGAAUCAGCAGAACGAAUUAAAAUGCUUAAAUCGGAUAUUAUCUCACUAUCCGAGAAGAAUGCUGAGUUGAAGAAGCAAGCGAGGGAGCUAAGUGAAAAAUUACAAUUAGCUGAACAAGGAAAAGAUCAUGCUCAGAAGCAGGUUUUAGUGCUGGGUAAGCAGCAAAAAGCUGGGGCUUUUGGUACUGUUAAGAGUUUGAGAACUAACCCAACUGUUGUUCCUGAUCCAUCUGUGAAUCCGAGAUUGGCAAAACUCUUGGAGGAGAUUGCUGUUGGGAAGGAGCUGCUUGUUGCACUUGCUAAUUCUAAUGUGAAAAGCAUGUUAGAGGUCUGGUUCACUAGUAUCAAGAGCGUUGGUAUACCCAAUUAUCUUGUUAUAGCAUUGGAUGAUCACAUUGUAGACUAUUGCAAGUCAAAUGAGGUUCCUGUUUACAAGAGAGAUCCAGAUGAAGGUAUUGAUUCAGUUGCUAGAACAGGGGGUAACCAUGCUGUCUCUGGAUUGAAGUUUCGUAUUUUGAGGGAAUUCUUGCAGUUGGGUUACAGUGUUCUUCUUUCAGAUGUUGAUAUAGUGUACUUGCAGAAUCCGUUUGAUCAUCUUUAUAGAGAUUCAGAUGUUGAAUCCAUGACUGAUGGUCACAAUAAUAUGACAGCUUAUGGGUAUAAUGAUGUCUUUGAUGAACCUGCUAUGGGUUGGGCUCGUUAUGCUCAUACAAUGAGGAUAUGGGUUUACAAUUCUGGUUUCUUUUAUAUAAGGCCUACAAUUCCUUCAAUUGAGCUUCUGGACCGUGUAGCCGAUCGUUUGUCUCGGCAGCCAAACUCAUGGGAUCAAGCAGUUUUUAAUGAGGAGCUCUUUUUCCCUUCACAUCCUGGGUAUGAAGGGCUUCAUGCUGCAAAGAGAACUAUGGAUUUCUAUAUGUUUAUGAACAGUAAGGUCCUCUUCAAGACUGUGAGGAAAGAUGCUAACCUAAAGAAGUUGAAGCCAGUAAUUGUUCAUGUAAACUACCAUCCCGACAAACUUCCAAGAAUGAAAGCAGUCGUAGAAUUCUAUGUUAAUGGAAAGCAAGACGCACUGGAGGCUUUCCCUGAUGGUUCUGAUUGGUAGAAAUAUAUAUCAAGGGAAAAUAACAGAAGAAUUAGGUUCGACCCACAGAUGUGCUCAUCAUUUCACUUGUUAUAUUCUUUUUUUCUUCCCUGUCUUUUGAGCACUUCUUGUUAUAUGUUAUAUGGCACAGGUAGGUUAAUUUGAUUUUACCUUUGAAGAGCAAUGUUAGAUGAAUUUCCCUGCUA